AGCCGUCGCGUUGCCCUCAGAACGUUCGUGCAAUUUGUUCGUGUCGGUUCGGUUGGCUGUUCGUCAUUCGCGCAAUGUAUCUCGAUCAAAAACAACGGUAAAUACUGUCGAAAACUACUGAAUUCCCAAGAAUUUCGUCCGAUUUCAGGUAGUUUUGCCCUAAAACGAAACAGGACUGUGUUCAGUGCACGCUAACCGGUGGCGCAUCUAGUCUAACAACACGAACGCUGACCCCGAAGAAGAAGAAGAACGCCGAAGUCUUCGAGUUAGUUUUUGUGUGCCCGACCAUACAUUGUGUUUUUGUGCAUCUUUUACCUGCCAGUCCGGCUGCUGGCUGAAGUUUAGCUAACUGACUGGACGUCUUCAGCGAGUAAUUGGAUUAUACUAGCGGUUCUGUGGUGUGUCACUUGUUUUUUCCCAUAACUUUUUGUGCACAGUGAUUUGCUUCACGGAUUUACUUGAAUAAUCGUUGGAAUUGGAUAUUGCUCUCAGCUGCUAUUGUUUUUGACAUGAAGUAGCCACCUGAGUGUUGGGCCCGCUUCAUCGGGCUGGCCGUCCAUCAAAAUGGGAUUCGUGCUUCGCACGUUGCCAUUCCUGCUCACCCUCAUCGAAUGGAGCAGAUCUGAACAAGUUGUUCUUCUGGAUACAACAGCAGAAGAAGCCAGCUUAGAUUGGACCAGAUAUCCAUAUGGGCCUCAAUCCAGCACGCCAGGGUGGGUUGAAGAAUCGUUUACGAACUUCCAAAAGGGCAUCAACUGGCGAUCUUACGUGGUCUGUGAUGUCGCAUAUAGCAACGCCAACAAUUGGCUAUGGACGCCAUUUAUCGACAGGAAAGAAGCCAACAGGAUAUACAUCGAAAUCAAGUUUACCAUACGAGAUUGCAGCUUAUUCCCAGGAAACGCGCUGUCAUGCAAAGAGACGUUCAGCCUGUUGUACUACGAGUUUGACGCCGCGACGCGGGAGCCGCCCCCCUGGGACGCCGAUAGAUACAAAUUAAUUGGCCGGGUGGCUGCUGGUGAGGGAAGAUUCAACUCGAACAGCGAAGUCAACAUUAACACCGAAGUGAAGAGCAUCCCCGUGACCAAGAAAGGCGUUUAUUUUGCCUUUAGGGACCAAGGAGCUUGCAUAUCUCUUCUCGCUAUUAAGAUUUACUACAUUACAUGCCCGGAAGUGACGAUAAACUUUGCCCGAUUUCCGGCCACCCCAACAGGCAAAGAAAUCACCAUCAUCGAGCAGGCUCAGGGCAUCUGCGUCAACCAUGCUGAGGUGGUCGGAUCGUCCCCGAUCUACCUGUGCAAGGGUGAUGGAAAAUGGACUUUGCCCAGUGGCGGGUGCAAAUGCAAAGCGGGUUUCCAACCCGACAUGGACAAGCAAACCUGCAAUGUUUGCCAACCGGGCACCUACAAGUCCGAAGUGGGUGAUUAUCUGUGCUUUUUGUGCCCAAAAUACUCCCACGGGCCAGACUAUGGAUUGACGGAGUGCAAGUGCAACCAAGGCUACUUCAGAGCGCCUACUGAUCCGAAGAACAUGAUGUGCACCCAGCCUCCCUCAGCCCCUGUCAACCUAACCGUUAACUUCGUGGACCAAUCAAACGUGAUCCUGAGCUGGUUGCCUCCUGAAAACCUGGGAGGAAGGUCCGACAUCGCCUAUCGCAUCAAAUGCGAUGCGUGCAGUCUUGGCUUGGUUCAGUACAAUCCUCCAAUGGAAUACUUCAACGAAACCAGGAUGCACAUCAGCGGGCUCAACGCGGUCACAACCUACAGGUUUCAGAUUUUCUCAGAAAAUGGCGUUUCUCACUUGGCACCGCGUCCCAAUACGGACUAUGCGGACGUGAUGAUCACUACGGAGGCUUCAGUGGCCAGCAGCAUCACAAACAUUCGCGUCACUUCCGUCAAAAGCACCGAAAUCACUUUGGCUUGGGACGCCCCGAUCACUGAUGGUGACUUGGAGAGCGACCAGGUCGAAACGUAUGAAGUGAGAUGGUUUCCACGCAACGAAGAAUACAGCAACUCAACGAGCUUUCUGACCACCACCCUCAUCGCAACCAUCACGGGCUUGCAACAAAGGACCGAAUAUGGGCUGCAGGUCAGGGCGAAAACGCCCAGAGGAUGGGGCGCCUGGUCGCCUGUGAUAUUCAAAACUACUGGCCAAGUGCUGAAUACCGCAUACGUUGGGGCUGAAGAAGGCUUCCGGCUGCAACUGGUAGCAGGAGGAAUCGUCGUCAUUGUGGUCGUCCUGGUCGCGGUUAUCGUUCUAACUGUUGUUUUCAUAAGAUCGCGAUCAAAUGACGAGUGCAACAAGAAGCAACCGAGCGAUUGCGAUACUUUGGAGUACCGGAACGGAGAAGUUCAUCACCCCAGCUUGGACAAUCCCCCCAUUGUUACAACUCAUACCAACGUGACCACUCCACUUUUUACUGGAAUAAGUGGUUCGUCACGCACUUACAUCGAUCCGCACACUUAUGAAGAUCCCAAUCAAGCUGUUCGGGAAUUUGCGCGAGAAAUUGAUGCCAAAUGCAUUACAAUUGAAUCAAUUAUAGGGUGUUAUUUUCAAGGUGGUGGGGAGUUCGGUGACGUUUGCAAGGGCAAACUGAAGAUGAACGGGGCCGAAAUCGGGGUAGCCAUUAAAACCCUGAAGGCGGGCUCGUUAGAUAAAAGCCGAAACGACUUCCUCACCGAAGCAUCGAUUAUGGGCCAGUUCGAGCACCCCAACGUCAUUUUCCUGCAGGGCGUCGUCACCAAAUCGAACCCCGUCAUGAUCAUCACCGAAUACAUGGAGAAUGGCUCAUUGGAUACGUUUUUAAGGGCAAACGAUGGCAAGUUCAAGGUGAUACAGUUGGUGGGAAUGCUAAGGGGCAUUGCUGCCGGUAUGCAGUAUCUUAGUGAGAUGAAUUAUGUGCAUAGAGACUUGGCAGCUAGAAACGUGUUAGUUAAUUCUGAGUUAGUGUGUAAAAUAGCGGAUUUCGGUUUAAGUAGGGAAAUAGAAAGUGCCACUGAAGGAGCGUACACGACGAGGGGUGGCAAGAUUCCAGUGCGAUGGACAGCGCCUGAAGCCAUUGCUUUCCGCAAGUUUACUUCUGCCAGCGAUGUUUGGUCGAUGGGCAUAGUUUGCUGGGAAGUUAUGUCUUAUGGCGAACGACCAUACUGGAACUGGUCCAACCAGGAUGUUAUUAAAAGUAUAGAAAAGGGCUACAGAUUGCCUGCGCCCAUGGACUGUCCGGAAGCUAUUUAUCAAUUAAUGCUGGACUGUUGGCAAAAGGAGCGAACACACCGACCAGCCUUCCAGUCCAUUGUAAAAACUCUAGAUAAGUUAAUUCGUGUCCCGGACACUUUAAGGAAAAUUGCUCAGAAUCGUUCCACCAAUCCCUUAUCAGCAGACGCGCCAGAUUUAACCCAGUUUACCUCCGUCGAAGAGUGGCUCAACUCCAUAAAAAUGACGCGAUACUUGGAGAAUUUCCAUGCUGGAGGCGUCAACUCAAUGGACGCGGUGGUGAAUCUCACCGUGAAGGAAUUGACCGAGUUGGGCAUCACUCUGGUCGGACAUCAGAAGAAGAUCAUGAACAGUGUACAGAACAUUCGGGCGCAAAUUCGCGUCAACGGCAACGAAGGUUUUCUUGUCUAAAGCCCCGAAUCACGACUUUUAACACUAAAUCUCGUUUGUGUCAAAUUUAGCGUAAAGUGAGUAUUGUGUGUAAUCCCCUCCUCCGUCUUUGUAAAUUUGUUAUAUUUAUUAUUUUAUUUGAUGUGGAUCUAAUCGGCGAAAUUGCUCAUUAAAUCAUCGCAUCAUUUAGUCACUCAUUGCACUCGAUACAAAUCCAGUGAUGGAAAGGUUACUUUCUAACUAUUGCGGCAGCUUGUGCUUUUAUUUAUUAGUACUUUUUCUACUUAUACGUAAUGGGACGAUACUUGGCUUUCGUUAUGAGCGAAUUAAAUGUGAUUUAUUAUUUUUAGAUUAUGUAAUUGUUUAUGCUUUUGUAAUGUCCGGCCCCCUGUUUAUAUACAUAUAACUGUGUCAUAUAGCUAUUAGGACAGUUUAUAUCAAUGUUCAGAGGCGAGUGUUUGAUUCUGCGACAAUCAUUCAUCAGCCAAUGGGCUGAGAGCGAAAACAGCUCACUUUUCACACGUUUAUUCAAUAAUACUGCCAAAGCAAUCAAAUGGGAGCCUCUGAAUAUUCAGUGCACAUCGAACUUACUUUUGAUUAGUUAUUAGGACAAGCGACGAGCCGUAACCGAUCAAAUCUAAGCUUGAUUACGCUUCCAAUAUGAACAACUUAAUCAAGUUUUUACGUUGGAAUUUCCAGUUGUUUUCCCCAUUUUUUCGUCACAAAAUAACUUAAGGCAAAACACCAAAAGUAAGUAGUUGUAAUGAUAAUAAAAAAAUAAUAAAAGCAUUAUUUUUUCACAUAUCAGAUUAAUAAAUAAGAUGUUUAUAACAGAUGGUUUAUUGAAGGAUGUUUUGUUGAUUUUGCGACGCAAACAGAAAAAUUAAUCAAACCUGUAUACUCGAUUCUGUACGAUGUGGCUAUAAUCAAAACCAACUUUAAAUUAUUUAUAAUAGUUGUUGUAAAUACUAACUAACUACGUGAACCAGAUGAUCGAACAAAUGGCAACUACAAAUGAAACAAUGAAUCGAACGUUACAAAUAAUUAAAAAAAGAGGGUUGAACUUUAGGGCAAAUGACCGUUUUGCUUGCAAAAACAAACGAUGUUUUGGCAGCAGUUAAAUCGGAUUUAGCCACUGUUGAUACAUGAUUUUUAAGAUGCAAAACGCGCUUUUUCCUUUAAAGCCAGCCGAAAUAUAACCCCCAAGAUUUCCCACACGCCCAUUAAAAAUCCAUAGAGAAAAUAUUCUUGAAUAGUUGAUGUUUAAGCCACCCUGUAAAGAAAUUCCUUUUAUAUACAUAAAAUAUUAGCUAGUGAAAUUCUAUGUAAAAUUAACUGUCCGUAGAAUAUAUUUGAGACUCCAUGGUCUAAAAGUAAAAUUCUAAAACUACGUCGUAUGUAACGGAGAAAAGUCGAUAGCAAUAAAUCAGUGUUAUUUUGUAUAUGAUUUUUAAAUCGGUGUUUUAAUGUAAUAUACGAGACUUGCAGGUACACAUGUUAUUUUAGAAACGUUCAAACUUUCUUUGAUCAGCGACACGCAUCAGAUUGGAUUAAUUUUAGAGACUUUUAUUUAAGAUUGUUUUGUUAUUUUGUUCAAAAAAUUCAACAGUAACCCCGACAGUUUUCAUGUUUUUAUAUGUAUUUAGGGAAAUGACUGAAGCCUACUCAAAUUACAUGUAGCUACCCUUUUAAUAUAUUAAAGAUAGUAUGUAUAACGAUAAUUUAAAAAACAUUCCAUAUUUCCUGUAUUUUUUUCCUUCCGGGCCCUUUGCAGGUAUUCAAAUGCCUUGAGCUGAGCGUCUUGUCUACAUACCUAUUUAUUAUUUAUAUCACUUUAAUUUCUCUUUUACAAUAUAAUAUAGAACAGUAUAAACGAAACAAAAUAUUCUCAAGAACUGCAUGCGCAAGUGAGCUUGAGAAUAUUUGUCUUUUGUAUUUACAUGACACACGAAGCUUGUGAUUUAUUUCUAAUCAGAAACGCCUAAGCAUAACGGGAAUAAAUAGCAAUUGGUGUAUAAUAAUCGAAGGAUAAUUUAUUCCACGUUAAGACUCUUAUACAGUUUUUAAUAUAUCUUUCUAUACUAUUUAUAAGUCAGUGUAAAAUUGUAAUAUAUUUGUAAAAUAUAAAUUUAUUCAAUAUAAAAUAUUAGCUUA
Messenger RNA from Dendroctonus ponderosae (mountain pine beetle), 5754 nucleotides. RefSeq names its product ephrin type-B receptor 1-B (gene Eph). The record is from RefSeq and is a predicted model, not a curated record. Bases 565 to 3621 code for a protein of 1018 amino acids. The transcript has 19 exons. Lineage: Eukaryota; Metazoa; Arthropoda; Insecta; Coleoptera; Curculionidae. Gene Ontology annotation, molecular function: ATP binding; transmembrane-ephrin receptor activity; protein binding. Gene Ontology annotation, cellular component: plasma membrane; neuron projection. Gene Ontology annotation, biological process: cell surface receptor protein tyrosine kinase signaling pathway; axon guidance; protein phosphorylation.